AUGUGUCAUGACCUCAGAAUACAGCGCAUGACUCAUGGAGAUAAGACUUUGGAGGGUUACAGUAGAUGUCUCUCUUCCGCCAGUGUUGCCAAGGCUAUAGAUCAGAUUAAGAGUCAAAAUUUUCAUGAUUACUAUAAGAAAAAGGACUUUGUUUAUAUAAAUAAAAGAAUUUCUAUCUCGAGAAAUCUAACAGUAAGCCUAACAGUAACAGAGACUAAAAGAGAAGAAUGUCCUGCGAGAGAUGACUCAGGAGCCAGACUAUCUCCCAAGCCAGCAGCGACUCAGGGGGCUGUCCCUCGUCCCUUGAAAGUACACGAAGAAAAAAAAAACGUUUCUUGUGUUCCCUGCGACUCUUUGUAUUUCCUCAAAGUUCCCAAGUGCGCUUCGACUACCAGCUUCCAGAUAUUUGUCACAUACGGCAUCAAACACAGCCUGACCUUCGCGCUCCCCCCCAACCCAGGUCUCGUGCCCAUCUCUCCCCGAAUCCUUCCUCCUGAGUACCAUCGCUCGCCCGACGGACGCUAUAACAUGGCGGUCUGUCAUACGCAGUUCAACAAGGAAGGGGCCAGGCAGGUGAUGAAAGAAUCGGCCAAAUAUGUUGCAAUUGUACGAGAACCAGCAUCGCGCUUUGAGUCCGUCUGGUACUAUGCGAACUAUGAAAGGGUCGCGUCGACGUAUUCAAGGAAACAGAAGAUAUUCCUGAACACGAUUGCCAGCUAUUUCGGCGUCAAGGAUCCCAGCGACAGGAUAACCGAGAGGGAAAUGGACGUCAAGGCGAAAGAACUCCAACAAAGCUUCGACCUGGUGAUGAUUACCGAGAUGUUUGACGAGUCGUUAGUUCUCCUGAAGCAUCUCAUGUGCUGGGAGACCGAAGACGUGGCGUACGUGCGGGCUAAAGUGCGACAGCCUGAUCACAGGAGUAGACUGACGGAGGCGCAGAAGGACAAACUCCGACGGCUAAACAGGCAGGACGUCUUUCUGUACAAGUUCUUCAGGAAAAUCUUCGAGGAAAAAGUCAAGGCCUUCGGGAAGGAGAGGAUGGAGAGGGAAGUUAAGGAGAUUGGCGAGGCGAGUGAGCGUUUUAUCGAAGACUGUGGAGCUGAGCUCAUUGGGUCUUUCAGGACUGUGAAAACCUGGAAAGUCAAAAAACGCUCAAGCAUCUGCAGAAUGAUUACGCUGAACGGGGUUGAUAUUGAGAAACAGCUGAGAAAGAGACAAAGGAUAUGGGUCAGGAGUAACUUGACUUACGACUUGUCGACGUGGAAAUUCACGUAG
Messenger RNA from Penaeus indicus, 1275 nucleotides. Its product is annotated as galactosylceramide sulfotransferase-like. The transcript has 8 exons. The record is from RefSeq and is a predicted model, not a curated record. Gene Ontology annotation, biological process: glycolipid biosynthetic process. Gene Ontology annotation, cellular component: membrane. Gene Ontology annotation, molecular function: galactosylceramide sulfotransferase activity. The coding region runs from base 1 to 1275 and encodes 424 amino acids. Lineage: Eukaryota; Metazoa; Arthropoda; Malacostraca; Decapoda; Penaeidae.